Molecule: messenger RNA, 168 nt
Organism: Mycotypha africana
Lineage: Eukaryota; Fungi; Mucoromycota; Mucoromycetes; Mucorales; Mycotyphaceae
Exons: 1
Source: RefSeq, a predicted model, not a curated record
GAAUGGGAUGGUUAUAUUAUCUGUUGUCAAUGUUUUUGUGUGCGUUCAUGGGUGACUUUCAAAGAUAAGCAUUAUAAAAUAUAUUGCUUUCUUAUACUCAAAUGUUGUCUCUUUCGCUUCUAUUUCACGUUUUAUGAUACAUACUAUGACCCAUGUUCAAAACAAUAA